Molecule: messenger RNA, 1729 nt
Organism: Oryza sativa Japonica Group (Japanese rice)
Lineage: Eukaryota; Viridiplantae; Streptophyta; Magnoliopsida; Poales; Poaceae
Product: putative B3 domain-containing protein Os06g0632500
Molecular function (GO): DNA binding
Source: RefSeq, a predicted model, not a curated record
CACUCCAUCUGACCGUUGUCUGACCGGCAAUGAAUUCUGAGAGGGAGAGAAGCCGGCCUGACCAACCGACCUCCGCCGUCUCGUCCCAUCCAACACCAUCUCCGAGGAGCCACCACUCCACUCCAACCACCACGCCCAGGCAGGCAGCCUUCUCGCCGCGUUCACACUCACUCACACGGCUAGCUCAGCUACCUGCGACAUCGUGGCUGUCGCGCGCUUCUCCCACUCUCCACCGAGCAUGCCACUCUCCGCCGGCUCACUGCGGCGGCGGCCCAAGUUCGCCGCGCCGCUGCUCUCGCCGGCCUGCCUCCACCGGCUGAGCGUCCCGGGCGAGUUCGCGGCGAGGCUGGACGACGACGACGCCGCCGGGGUCGGGGAGGAGGAGGAGGAGGAGAGUGGCCGACGGGCGGCGGCGGUGCUCGUGGUGGGCCCGCUCGGCAAGGUCUGGCGCGUGGAGCUGCGCCGCUCGCCGGCCGGCGACGGCGAGGCGUGGCUGGGCGGCGGAUGGUCGGAGCUCGCGGCGGCGCACGGGCUCGGCGAGGGGUGGGGCGUGGUGCUGAGGCUGGAGCGGCGCGGGGUGGCCUCGCUCAGGGUGUUCGACCCGGGCUUCUGCCUCGCGCGCUUCUGCACUCCUCACGCAGGUAUGAGAACCAAGGACAGGCCUCGCUUCAUCAAGCUGCUCCAACAGGAAGACCUGGAAAAGAUGAAAAUCCCUGAGAAGUUUGUGCAGCAACACCUGACUGAAACCUACACAAACAACCACCAGAAUGCCAUUAUUGUUUGCCCUCUUGGCAAGUUCUGGCGAGUCGAACUACAACGGGAGCAACCGGACGUGCUACUGCGAGACGGCUGGGCGCCAUUUCUGGCUGCUCAUGAUCUCUCCGAAGGCAACAUCCUGCUGUUCCGGUAUGAAGGUAACAUGGUGUUCACGGUUGAGGUGUUCCUACAGAACGGCUGCCUGAAGGAGUACAAAACGGCAGCGCUGUACUUAACUGAUGGUACCGAAGGACCGAGCAAUGCGCCUCAACAAAGUGCAGCAAAAGUUGGAGUUUCACCUGUCAAGCGGAAAAGGACGCGAAGAAUUGAGGGUACAUGCUUAGAGGGACCAAACAGGAAAUCUAGGGCUUCCCCAAUUUCCGUGAAGGUUGAACCACAUAAGAAACAUGUCAGCAUUGUGUCACAGAAUUCAUUCACAAAGGAAAUGACGGCCUAUAGUAUUCAUAGCCUACUUUCUGUGAGAGGCACCUUUUGCUCUCAAAUUGGUCUGCUAGAAGCCUGUGCGAUCACACUGAAGAUAUCCAUGAAGAAAAAAGGAUCUUGGCGAGUGGCUUUCAAAACAGCGAACACCUAUGGCUACAUAAAUGGACCAGGUUGGAGAAAAUUUUGCCUGGAAAAUGAGGUAAAAGAAGGUGAUCGCCUCACCUUCAACGCCAUUGAAACAACGGUCUGGCAUGUUGUUAUUGUGCAUUGCUAGCACAAAAAAUGAAGAACGCGAAAAAAUAGUCCCACUACUUUGCCUAGCAAUGCCAAUCCCAGUUGUAGGUUUGAAAAUAUGUGGUAGAACAUAUCACUGAAAACCAGCUGUAUAUAUCGGUAGCCCAGUUAGAUAAGUCUGAACAAUGGUUUUGUUGAAUGUUGGUACGCCAGUAGACGUAUCAUGUACUGAAAUACGUAGUACUGAUCUCUUUACUUGUCCCGUACCAACCUUCUGCAGUUCUGCUUCUGCCAA